GACAAAUAAAAAAAAAUGUUGGAAUUAGUAUUACAUGUCAGGAAGGAACCCAUUAGAGGAGAUGGUUAACCUUUCUUAGCUGUGAUAUGGCGCCUUUUCAGCACUUAAGAAGUUUUUCACCAUGACUACGUAUUUACUUUUGCUCACUUUAUUAACUUCUUAGGAAAAACGUCCCCUGAUGUCUUUUGCUUCCCAGAAUUUACCUUUUCUCGUGGCACUAGUUAUGCAAGCAUCGAUUCCUGCAGUGAUCAUCUGAUUUGAAUGAAAGCCAACACACACUUGGCUGAUCACGCAGGAGACUCGUGAGUGUAGGACACCAGGAGACGACAUGAAGACACACUCGGGCUGACCUGCAUGAUGAGGGACGUGCUGGUGGCGACAUUGGGCUCCUUGGACUGCAGCUGACGGUGGGAAUAGUUGAGGCCGUCCCAGGACGCGCUCACCAUGUUGACCACGUUAGCAUGGACCGCCGUGAAGCAGCCAAUGGACGCACAUCUUGACCCAGGAGGAUUCAGACGAAGCAGUGGGGGAAAUCAUGGAGGAAGUGUUGAGCAAGGUCACGGAAGGUUGUUUCAAAGCCUACAUUAAGAGACAGAUAACACCGUUCUCCGUGUCGUGGGCCAAGAGCUACCUCACACAGAUUGUAGAGCAGCACAUCUUGUGCCCAGAUGAAGGGGGAGUACCAGAGAAAACAUCUAAAACUGAAGACUCGGAGCCUCUGCCGCCACCUUCGGAUCCCUGGGUUAAAGGAUCUGUGCCUCUUGUAAUGACAAGCCCGCGACAUCACGCGGCCUCACAACAGGAUGAUGACAUUGCACAGGUCCCAGUACAAGCAGAGCCAAGAGUCAACCGGAAACAUGAUAUUAUGCCUCUGACAAAAAGAUCUCCAAAGAAACCUGAAAAGAAAACGACUCCCACGACCCCUCCCAGCUACAACUACCAAAAAGUGCGUAGUCCUUUUCCUCCACCCAAUACCCAAGCCACUUCCAAGCAAAUUAUUUCCAUCCCUACCUUGUUCAGCAGAGAAAAGGGAUGUGGAUGUAGAUUUUUCUAAGCACACAGCUGGAUCCUUUCAUCAGCUUAAGAGCAGCCAACCAAUUCAAAAGCUGGAUUACUCUUUGCUCCCUCGACACAUCUUUCCUCAGUAUGAGAUUGUGGAAGAAAAAUGGACAAAACCUGACUCCAGGAGACCAAGGGGACGUUCCACACUUAAACCAGGAUAUGACAAGCAAACGGAGUGGAUAGUAACCUCACUGAAGCAACUAACCAGCUCCACAAAUCAGCUAACAAAGUUUCAGAAGGCAAAUGAGGCUGAUAUCUGGCAGAAUAAAUUCCCCCCCACUGGACAUGGAAGGGACAGUAUGGUGUCCUCUGGGUCUCUCAGGCUGGACACAAUGGUGUUGGCCAAAGGUGUUUCUCUCUCAGACUCUCGAGCAGUUGAAAUGAACCCUCUCAACUCUUCUGCAGAGCCAACCAAGCUGAGGCCGUUACGAAGUGAUGUUACCAUGCCACUGUUUUCUGUUGAUCAGGUUACCUCAGGUCCACCACCUCAAGUCACACCAUUGUGUCAGAGAUAAGAAAAGGUAUCAUAAAAUGUGUUUAUACCACUAUUGAGGUUGUAUUUAGAGCAAGAUGAGCCAAAUUUCAUUGAACAAUAUCCUUCUAAAGUCCUAUAGUGUGCUCUGUCGGCUGAAGGAAUUAAAAGGAUUUGCAUUACAAUAUUGUUACGCUGUGCACAUAUUAAGAAGGUACCUAAAAGACUGAAUACGUUGUAUGUGUUUUCAUUGCUUCGAUAUUAUAUCAAUAUAUACUUACAGAAUAUAUAAACAAGAAAGGCUAGAUACGCCUCCCACAACCUGUUGCAGUUUGAUAGAAGGUCCUAAUAUAAAAACUAAAAGCAAGGAUAUUUCAGUAUGUAACAUUAAGGCUAAAUUCUUUGUGUUAUUCACAUGCAAACCUGAACACGCCUAUUUUGAGAGGGGAACAUAAUUCAUCAUAAUUCAUAAUUCAUGUUUGA
This is a messenger RNA of Gasterosteus aculeatus aculeatus (three-spined stickleback), 2017 nucleotides long. The record is from RefSeq and is a predicted model, not a curated record. Lineage: Eukaryota; Metazoa; Chordata; Actinopteri; Perciformes; Gasterosteidae.